UCCAUGAUUUUUGGAUUUUUUUGGUUCUUUAAGUUUAGUCUUUACAGACUUUACUGUUUACUGUAUUUUAUUCUUCCAUACUAUCUGCUCUGCCUCUGCAGUUUUGAAAGCGGCGUCCGAUUUAUCAAUUUUUUUAUUUGGAAUCUGGAAUCAGAGACCCAGUCGGGCAUCAGAAUGGCGUCCCCAAAGCGUCCUCGACGCGAAGAACCCCCUGUGGGACUCGUGAACUGCAUGAAGCAGAAAUUAACCAGUGGAAAAUUCAGUGAUGUGCGAUUCGCCGUUGGUCGUCAUUAUAGCCCAGUGAAAAUCUUCGAAGCUCACAAGAUUGUUUUGGCGAUACGCAGUUCCGUGUUCAGCGCCAUGUUUUACGGGAGCCUGCCGGAGAAUUGCGCUGUUCCCAUUGAUAUUCCGGAUUGCAUUCCUGACGCGUUUGCCAACGUUCUGAGCUACAUGUACACGGAUGGAGUGGAGAAUCUGAACGCUGACAAUGUUUUCGAGAUCAUGAACUGCGCGGAUAAAUACGACUUGGCUUCUUUGGUGCGAAUCUGUCUGGAGAAGAUUCUCAGUGAGCUGGACGUGGAGAAUUGCUUGACCGUUUUGGAACAAUCUGUAUUGCAGUUAGCCCAGUGGCAAGUGAAUGCUGAUACUAUCCGGGAGGCGUGCUUGCAUUUGCUGGAUGAGAAGACGGAAGAGGUUCUGCGAUCGGAACACUUCAUUAGCAUCCGCCAGGACACAUUGCGCACCAUACUGCAACGCAGCACGCUGUCGGCUAAAAAGAUUGUUAUUUUCUUGGCUGUGGAGAGCUGGUCCGCCGAAGCCUGUAAGCGAAAUAACAUGGUGCCAUCCGCUGUCAACCGUCGUCAGAUGCUAGGUGACGCAUUCCCACUUGCACUAGGCCGCUUUCCCAAGCUAGCUAAACUACCGGACGGUCCCGGGCCGAUCCGUGUGGGGGAUGGUUUAAUGACGAUAUGGGACUUCAUAACUGUGUCAUCCUGGCCGCUACGCAAUCGCCGUGUAUGCGAAUACCGGAUCACUGCUGAGGUUGCUAAUGGCCAACAGUUGACGAUAUGGCCUCGAUAGGUCGUGGUCCAUUCUGAUUUGUCCGGACAUUUGUACUGGUUGCGUAGAAGAAUGUGGUCAGAAAACAGAAUGUAACUUUUUUUGUUUUCCAUCAACGCGAUAUAUGGAAAUAGCUUUUGUUAGAGAUAAUUCUCCUUUUGUGGCAGACGGAAUGGUUCCGUAUUUCUUCAGUUGGUGAUUACCCCGCCCGUGCCUUUUGAUCCCAGCCAGUCCUGAUCGCAGCUUUUUUUUAUGUUUUUCAUUUUUAGCGGUAUAUAUCAGUUCAGCGAGAGAUGAUAAAUUUAACAUUUGGCUGCUAGUAAAUGUUACUGAUUUAAAUUCUGAAUGUUUACGCAUUGAUAGCCUUGUUUACGUGGAAUUAUGUGACUUAUGCCAAAAUGUGUACAUGUACGUAUGACCAAAACUAUGUG
Messenger RNA from Paramacrobiotus metropolitanus, 1490 nucleotides. RefSeq names its product BTB/POZ domain-containing protein 6-B-like. NCBI's taxonomy places the organism in Eukaryota, Metazoa, Tardigrada, Eutardigrada, Parachela, Macrobiotidae. Gene Ontology annotation, biological process: neurogenesis. The record is from RefSeq and is a predicted model, not a curated record. The transcript is spliced from 7 exons. Gene Ontology annotation, molecular function: protein binding. Bases 4 to 1080 code for a protein of 358 amino acids. Gene Ontology annotation, cellular component: cytosol.